AUGAUUUGCCUCGGAGGUCAUUCAAAUACCCCAACCUUUCCAAAGAUGACAGACUGGGAAGAGGAGUGCCGAACUAUGCAGCAAACUCUUUCCACCGAACGCAUAGAACGGGAACGCCUUGAAAGUGCUUUGCGCGAGCAGAAAGAGAAGGUGGUCGCUACAAAGGUCAAAAAGAGGUGCUGGAAGAACGCUUUCAAAAAAGAGCAGACAAUGCGUGCGGAGGCUGAGAAGAAGGUGGAAGAGAUGAAAAAAGUGCAGGAUCAACUAACUGUUGGCAAUAGCGGUGCAUGUUGGCAGUACGAGGAGAGCGGAGGCUGGCAUGCCGUGCCACCUGAAGGAAAUGAACAGAUGCACCAGGCUUAUUUGGCCUACCUUCGUGAUCCAACGUAUCACAAUCGUUUUGCAAUGAUCACUUCUGCUGGAGUACCUCGCCAGGUUGAUUUCGAGUUGAUGAUGCAAAAACAUUGCGGUACAAACAAAGUUUGCCAGAUUCGUAUUUUGCCCGGUGUGCCCCACCAGUCGGUUACCCCACCUGCUUGCUUGCUGCAACAGACUGAUCAGUUGCGGUCAUUCUAUGUGGAAAUCACUGAUGGGCAUAUUCACGACAAAGUGCGUGAAGUUCUGCAGUUUACUGGCCAUGGGCAGGAUGGCUCGCACCAAUGCUCUUGUAUGAAGACAGCAACGGUCAAAUCUGUGCACCGCAUUGAAAACUGGAGGCUUUGGCAGGGAUACAAGCUACGACGCGAGGCUUUGCGGAAGGAGCAUGCAAGUUACAAUGUUUCUGUCACGCCUGUGGCAUUAGACCUUGAUGCAUUUGAUGCUGGCGGCGUCGGCAAAGCCAUGACCAGCAACCAAGAAGUGUUUGAUUGUGGUGAGCCCCUGGCUCUAGAUUAA
Molecule: messenger RNA, 894 nt
Organism: Durusdinium trenchii
Lineage: Eukaryota; Dinophyceae; Suessiales; Symbiodiniaceae
Source: the annotation of a GenBank genome assembly